Messenger RNA from Drosophila miranda, 2566 nucleotides. Its product is annotated as syndecan-like. Gene Ontology annotation, biological process: cell migration. The transcript has 2 exons. The annotation marks the transcript as partial. The record is from RefSeq and is a predicted model, not a curated record. Gene Ontology annotation, cellular component: membrane; cell surface. Lineage: Eukaryota; Metazoa; Arthropoda; Insecta; Diptera; Drosophilidae.
UCGCCGGAAUCGACUCUCAAUCUCAUCUCUCUGUCUGCUCUAUUUCUUGGCACAGCGGGAGGCGGCAGCAACGUGCACGAGUUGGACCCGAAUACGAACGUGAACAGCCAGCCCUCCGACACGAAGCCCGUCGACCACAGGCCCAACGGCAACGAGGUGGUCAUCAUGAGCGAGGACGAUCGCACGUCGAGCUUCUUCUCGCAGCCGGGAAUACUGGCGGCUGUCAUUGGCGGUGCCGUGGUUGGCCUGCUCUGCGCCAUUCUCGUGGUGAUGUUCAUCGUAUACCGCAUGCGGAAAAAGGACGAAGGCUCCUAUGCCCUGGACGAGCCGAAACGCUCGCCGGCCAACAAUUCCUAUGCGAAAAAUGCGAACAAUCGCGAGUUCUACGCCUGAGAUAAUGGCACAUCGCGCAGGUAUUAAAUGAGCCGCGAGUGAGGAUCCAGCCGGAUGGAGAUCCAUCUGGAACGGGAUCUGGAUCUAAACGGAGGGGAGAUGACGGCUCAUCUCAAUACACUGUGCGGAGUGCAAAGUGCGGACGGAGCAGCGCCAUCAGCAGCCAUCUGCCACAAUGAAUAAUCAUCUGCAACAGCAACAGCAACAGCAACAGCAACAGAAACAGCAACAAAACUAACACAAAUUCAAUGGAAAUCGAAGGCAUCGUUGGGUCACACACAACUUUUCGUUGAGGGGUAAACGCAAAAAAAAAAUGCAUAAAUUCGAGAGGAAAAUAAAUUCAGAACUUACCUGUAAGCUAAUGCCGGACGGAUAACGGAGGAGGGCGACUUUUCUAAUUAAGUACAUUUUAAGCGACGAAAACAAAAGGAACCCAAUAUCAAAUAUGAAUGGAAACGCACGCAAAUCGUGCGAAGUCUAAUAUAUAAUUAAUAUAUAUUAUAUGCAUAGUGAAACCAAUAUAAGGGCGGGAAAAAUUAAGCGAAUUAAUUAUGAAUUACGAGUAUGUAGAGCAAAGACCGGAGGAGAGCGAGAAAUAAUACCUAUUAUACCACACCACACCCACGACACAGGCGCAUCCGACUUCAUGGAUGGACAGUUCUGUGGAUGGAGACAGAUACAGACAUACACACAUUUAUGAAUAUACGAGUAUAUGUUAGCUGAAUAAUGGAAGCGAAUUGGAUAUAUCACGAUAUAGUAUACCCAAACUCGAAAGAGCAGAGCCGAUGUUCGUUUGCGCCAUCGAUUCACACCACGAAAAACAGAAUGAAAUAUAAUCCGUUGGGAAUAAUUAUACAAAUUGCGAAUUGGACGGCAUGAAAAAAUGUUUUUAAGUUAUACAUAAGCAAAACUAUGUAAUUAUUAGUGUAAUUCCUAAAAAAAAAAAAAAACGAUAAACAGAACACAAGGAAAAAUGCAAAAAAAAAAAAAACAAAAACUAAAAUAGAAAAACGAAAAACACUAAAUGAAGCAAAAAACAGAAUACGAACACUCUCUGAACCUUCCUGGCAACUAUAGAAACUGAAAAGUAAAGAAAUUCAGAGAACUAUUUCUACUUUUUUCUAGAAAACACACAAAAACAUGAAUAUUUAUUGAAAUUGAGAAUGAAAUUGAGACCAUUAUAUGUCUAGAAAGCGAUUGCACAUUAAUUUAGAACUCCAUAUGGGUUUGAGAGCUAUUCGGCCAGUUCUUCGCUCGACUCCACUGCUUCUUCCAUGGCUAAGAAUCAAAAUCGGAUUACGCAUUGAUUAUUGUGCAUUUAUUUAGUUUUUACGUUCGCUGUCAAUGACAAAUUUUUUAGUUGUGCGAAGUACGAAACACAACGCAAGCCAAGCCAAUCCAAUCCAAUCCAAUCCAAUACCCCAAGCAAUAGUAAAAAUUACUUGUUAAGUUUACAAUUGAAAUGAAACGCAAUCCAGAAGGAAAUGUUAACGACUCAGCCCUCAAAUUAGCUGCAAUACUUGUUUAAUUGUUAGUCAACCCAUAUUCUCUUCAGCUCUCAUGCCAUAUUUUCAUUGCGAAAAGAAGUUAUAAGAACGAAAAAUACUAAUACAUAAUACAUAUAUAUAUACAAGUAUAUAUAAUUAGCAACAUAAAUCAAUUGUGUGUGUGUAAUUGUGUGUAAUGCAUAAAUAAUUAAUUAAACAUAAACAUACAUACUACUACUGCGACAACAGAGCGUGCACCAAAGGGGGAGGGAAGCUCUCGAAGAACAUCAUCAUCGGUAUCGGUAUACGCAUACAGCAUACAGCAUACAGCAUGUACGUGCAUAUGUAUGUGUAUGUACUCGUACUUCCCCCAAAACCUAAGCCCAACUGAAACUCACACAAAAAAGAGAACAACAGCCACAGGAACAGCAGCAACAACAGCGACAACAAGAACUAAACCUUUUUCUGACUACAACUUUUUCUACACUGUAUAAAACGCAACUGCAACUCUUUUGAUAUGUACAAGUACUAUGUUUGUCCUUCUCGACCCAUAGUACCUUUUUGUCAAAUUUUACAUCAAGUUUUUUUUUGCUACUUUAUAAGCGUUUAGUUUGUUAGUUUUUUAAAUGCGCUGAAUGUACUGAGAAAUUGGUUUUGAUUUGCUAAAUAAACUGGUAUAAAACUAA